UUAUAAGAAAAUAAUGUAGGGAAUGGUAAUAGAGACAAUAUAUGCUUCGUCUUUAACAUCACCAUGCUCCUCUUGAAAACGAGACAAAACAAGAUCACUCUUGCUGCCGUUAUAAUUAUAAAAGCUAUUUGCAGAGUCCGGCUACCUCUUUUUCAGUGGGUAACAACAUGGUGCAUAUUGCUUUCUCGGACAAGAACAUGAGAAAAUAAUCUUUGUUAUGUUGCUACAUAUUCUAACAGUUUACGGCAAUUAUCUUCACACUGCAAUAUCAAUAGGUGGUAAUAAAAAUCCAUUGAAGCUUAUAUACACUCCCUUUUUAUACAUUCAUUAGUCGUCGACGAAGAUGUUUCACACAUUAAAAGAAUGCGCACUUUGAUUUUACAAUACCUUUACACAUUUUCAAAGGUAUGUAACAAGAAAACAUAUUUUUAUUGUCACCUAGGAGACAUUAAUACUUGCUUUUCAAACAUGCAUUUGUUAUAAAACCGUUACCUAUUUCAUUUUUAUAUCAGAUGUGCUAAACAUACAAAUAAAUCAAACAGAAAUCGGAAUUGACAGCAACUGAUUAAAAGAGAAUAACAGCGAUCGUUCCUUUAAUAGGGCAACAGGUGCGAAAGAUUUGGUACAGUGUCCUCGUCCACCCAAAAUCCCUCGCCAGAUUGCGUUUUCCCAUCACCUAAAUGUCAACAAUUUGUAUCAAAUAUAUCUUAAUCCUUCAAUCACUGAGCAUACAUCGUUCCUGUGUUGUAGGAUUUUUAUUCGUUCACAAUUUUAAGUUGAUCUAUUCCUGGCGCCUUUAAAUCAUCAGGUGGUUGACAAGAUGAGGAGAGUUCUAAGCCUCUUCCUACUAGGAGGACUGCUGGUUGCAGUUCACGCUCUACCACAGGCUAAACUCCGAGCCAAACGAGGCUUCACAUUUAAUCUGAAAGACAUGUUCAAUAAAAAGCGAGCAGAGAUCCAAAAUAAUGCAGACGGUGCGAACAAAUCACCACCAGCCCAGGAACCCAAGUCUAACAUCUUCGAGCUAGCUCCACCUGCUCCUCCUCCAUCGCCACCAGCUCCCCCUAUCCAAGAUGUUGAGGAGUCGUGGUGCGCUCCUGAGUGGUAUCAUGCUCAAAUUGCAUCCGUGUGCAUCAAGAUCUUUGAGGGCGAACAAGUCACUCUUGAGGAGGCUAAAGGGAAGUGCAAGCAAUUGCCGAAUUACAAGGGCGAAUCUGCUUCGCUCCUGGAAGUAUCGGCUGGGAAACCGAAUGCUGUAAACCAAUAUAUCAAGAACUACAGCGGCGGUGUAGGAAAUUUGUGGAUUACGACACAAUAUGACUCAGGUGACUACGUGAUCAACAAAUCAACUGGAGAAGCAGCCAUGGAGAGCUCUAGUAUGAAGCACGGCUACGUGUGCGGAGCAGCACCCGGCAGAGGCAGGAGGAUCCGCAAGAAGUAAAGAUGUCUUCCCAAACAACGGUUGUCCAGAGAGCUGCCAUUGUCGAUUCAUAUUCUUCUUUACUAUCUUGGGCUAGUCCAUGAUAGGUGUUCAUCA
Messenger RNA from Strongylocentrotus purpuratus (purple sea urchin), 1537 nucleotides. RefSeq lists its product as uncharacterized. The record is from RefSeq and is a predicted model, not a curated record. NCBI's taxonomy places the organism in Eukaryota, Metazoa, Echinodermata, Echinoidea, Camarodonta, Strongylocentrotidae. Bases 821 to 1441 code for a protein of 206 amino acids. The transcript has 3 exons.